Molecule: messenger RNA, 8489 nt
Organism: Ceutorhynchus assimilis (cabbage seed weevil)
Lineage: Eukaryota; Metazoa; Arthropoda; Insecta; Coleoptera; Curculionidae
Source: the annotation of a GenBank genome assembly
AAACAAGCGAGCAAAACGAAUCGGAACGAAAAGUUCUGAAGAGAACCAAACCAGUUCAUCGAGCGAGCUUUUAUAGUGCGCGUCGUACGUUAAAUUCUAUUGAAAGCUUUCGCGCGAGCUUUUUUUCCAGUGUUUUUAUUUACGGACAUCCCGAUGCUUUGUUUUUAGUGUUUGGAUAAUUUAUUCUUGUGUAAUUGAAUCUGCAAAAAUAUUAUAAGGAAGUCAAGAAACAGCAUUAGAAGCUUCAAAUAUCUUUUGAUGGACGACCCAGAGAUCCAAGAAACGGUCGAAGCCAUCUUGGGCAAAGGAGCUAAAGUAGUGGACUGCGAAAAGAAAUCUUCGAUCCGCGAAGAAGAGGUUUUGUACAUUAACGGUAUUCCUGUUGCGCUAGAAGGUAAAGAUGGCAUGGCUAUUAAGGAAGCUUUAAUUACUGGACAAGUGCCGCCUUGUGAUUUGUUGAACAAAUUACUCAUUGACAGUGGUAUAUUGAAAGCACCAGUUAAACUAGACACUUCCUUAUCGGUAAAAAGCACAACUGUAAUCAAAGAAGAAGUGACAGUGUCCAGAGAUGGUAAAGUAGUGGACGAGCGCAGUCGAGAAACUAAAGACCACUCGUAUUACUCAAGUGCCAUGACCGAAAUUUUCGAACCAAUCAAAAUCAUUCCGACAGCUGAACUUAUGAAUGGCAAAUAUAACGGUAGUCCCAACGACACUUUCACCAACAACUCGAAAUGGUCAAAGUUCGGUAGCAGUUCGAGCGCAUCCAGCUACGAAUCCGAGCACGAGCCGCCGACGAGCUACCGGCCCGGUCCGAAACAGUGUCUGAGCAAAGACUCAGGACACAUGAGCUCGGGUGCCACUGACAAAGUGGACUUUACUCAGAGCAGUAUGGAUUCGUUGAGCUCGUACGACGAGACCGAUUACAUUUGCGAGCAGCUGAGCAAAUGCGCCAGCAUGCCGCCUAAUGGUUACGUUAAUGGGUAUUUGCCGACCAUAUUUGGAACUGUGGCCUCCGAUCUGACGCCCAAGGACUGUUCGAAUCGAAGGAGUUUGCCUCAAACACCGACGAUCAAGAGUUUCUCGACCAUUUUUUCCGGAGAUUCAAAUCAGGAUAGUUCGGCGGAUCCUGGCACCCAACAGGAUAAUGCGUUGGUCUACAGAGAUGGCAACCUGCUCAGCGGUCCUCUAGAAGCCCUAAUCCAGCACAUGGUUCCUACAGAAUCCUACUAUCCAGACAGAGCCUAUCUGUUCGCUUUCCUGCUGUCUGCCAGGCUCUUCAUCAAGCCUCACGACCUUUUGGCUCGCGUAAGGGCCUUGGGCGAUCAGCAGCAAGGCCUCGGUGGUACCGCACCCACAUCAGGAGCUCAACAAUUGAGAUUUGUUGAAAAAAUGGUUCAGCUGCUUGCCGAGUGGACUGAACAAUUUCCAUACGAUUUCAGGGAUGAAAGGAUGAUGGAACACGUACGUAAAGUGACUCAACAAUGCUGCGCCAUUAAUCCCAGCCUAAGGACCAACGUGUCGUUGCUGCUUCACAAUUUGCAUCCAAAAUUGACAGCUCUCGAAGAAUACGAAAAAGCCCAGGAAAAUCAGACAAACACGGCCUCCUCCGACGAAUACAUUUCUUGCCCCGACAUUUCGGAAACGUGUCCGAAUCCAGAGAAACUUGCCCAGCAACUGACUCACGUGGAACUAGAAAGGUUGUCGUUUAUCGGUCCAGAAGAAUUCGUGCAGGCUUUCGCCAAAGAGAAUCCGGCUUUGGAAACUUCGUUUAAGGAUUUGAAGAAAACUAGAAAUUUGGAACAGUACGUGCAGUGGUUCAAUAGGCUCAGCUAUUUUGUUGCCACCCAAGUGUGUAAAUAUCAAAAGAAAAAACAGCGAGUCAAAACAGUAGAAUACUGGAUCGAAACCGGCCGAGAAUGCUUCAACAUCGGCAACUUUAACAGCCUCAUGGCUAUCAUUGCCGGCCUAAACAUGUCGCCUAUAUCAAGACUGAAAAAAACCUGGAACAAAAUCCAAUCGGGCAAAUUCGCUAUCCUUGAACACCAAAUGGACCCGAGCAGCAAUUUCAGCAGCUACAGAAGCACCCUGAAAGCAGCAAUGUGGCGCAGCGCAGGCGCCACUGACCAACGCCAGAGGAUCGUCAUUCCGUUUUUCAGUUUGCUGGUCAAAGAUUUGUAUUUUUUGAAUCAGGGCUGUUCCAGUAAGCUGCUAAACGGUCACAUUAAUUUUGAAAAGUUCUGGCAGUUGGCCAAACAAGUGACGGAGUUUAUGGCUUGGAAACAAGUCACUUGUCCGUUCGAAAAGGACCCUAAGGUGAUUGGUUUACUGCAGCACAGUCCUGUUUUGAACGAAAACGCUUUGGCUUUGGCUAGUUUUGAAUGCGAGCCUCCCGAUAAUAAUCAGGAGAAGGAGAGAUGCAAGACGUUGAAGGCAGAAGGAGGCAGCAAUAAUUCUUAAGUAUAUGAUUCUAUCCAUUGAAGCAGCAAACAGCUAAAUGAAGAAACCUGUAAUGAGUAUUAAAGCAACCUCGAUAAAAGCAACUCACAGAAAGUUACAUGAAGAAACCUGUAAUGAAUGGAACAGACUUUAGAUCAGACAGCUAAAUAAAUAAAGAAACCUGUAAUACCGAAAAUGUACUUUUUUUGUAUCUCACAUUACCAUCUUGUAACUACAACUAGUUCGGAAAGUGCCAUUUUCCGCACGCGAUUGCAGCGUUUAGGGCGAAACAAUCAAGUGAGGAAAAGAGACUUUCACACGAGUUAGAAACACUAUAUUUUUUACGAGAUGAAAGUUAUUAUUUGUGCCCAUAUACCUACCAAAUGUAGUAAGGACUUUUCGGCACUUAUAUUUGUAGAGAUACCUAUCCCUAUACACUCAACAAAACAAAUUUUGAUAUUUUUGCGGAAAGCACCUAAUGCAGAAAUAGUUAUUUUCCUAACAUGUGCGCAAAGUAGUACCAUUGUGUAUGUAGUACCACUGUAUUACACAAUAGUAGAGUACUCUCCCGAACGCCAAACCAAUAGACGAAUGACAGGAAGCGGAGUUCGGAAAGGGCUGUAAGUGUAGUGCGUAAAAGAGACGUGAAACCCCACUUUUCCGCACGCAUUUCAUGUCAUGAAAGUAUCACUUUUUCGCACUCAUAAACCACUAUACACAUUCUUGUUUGAACAACUUUAAAUUCGCAAGUUUAAAGUUACUUUCAACACUCGGAGUAGAAGGAGUAAUUUCCGGGAGGGGUGUAAAACGCUUUAUGGCCGUUUGCACCGAUCAUUUUAAGGGAGGUUUAACGAUAAUCAACGUUUAAAUUGACAUUUUUACAUGUAAAAAUAUCACUUGAAACGUUGAUUAUCGUUAAACCUCGCUUAAAAUGAUCGGUGCAAACGGCCAUUAGUGCAACAAAAAUUAACAAAUUUUCUAUAAAAGUAGAUAAUCAAAGGGGGUAUGACUAUCAAAUUCCGACCAUAACCUCAAUCUUUCAUUCUUGACACGUGGUGGAUGCGCCGUCGUUGACACGAAGGUGGAUGCGCCGCCAUGGCCCCAUCUUGUUGACAGAUGGCGCCAUGGGACCUGCUCCCGCAGGGCUCCGCCCCCCAAAAAUGGGGCCCGCAGGGCUCCGCCCCCAAAAAGGGGGCCCGCAGGGCUGCGCCCCCCAAAAAGGGGCCCCCGGAUUUUAAUAUGGCUACCAGAAAAAGGGGGGGGGGGAAAUGUUUUCCCGCCAUCUUGUCAACCGUCACCUGUCAAACGUCAUCUGUCAAACGCCACCUGUCAAACGUCACCUGUCAAACGUCAUCUGUCACCUGUGAUGACGUCAUACCGGGUUAUUGCGGUGAAUUCUUGCAAUUACAGGUUCCUGUAAUAUGGAGUUUGCAUGGAAGGGAUUGUUCCGAGUCGUUUCGGGUUCUGUGAUGACGUCAUAGCGCCCUGGGUCACGUCCGUGGAGUCAUUUAGAGUACAUAGUGCAAAGUUUGAUUCAGGGUUCGCGUUCUGUGAUGACGUCAUAGCGACCUGGGUCACGUCCGUGGAGUCAUUUAGAGUACAUAGUGCAAAGUUUGAUUCAGGGUUCGCGUUCUGUGAUGACGUCAUAGCGACCUGGGUCACGUCUGUGGCGCCAUUUAGAGUACAUAGUGCAAAGUUCGAUUCAUGGUUCGGGUUCUGUGAUGACGUCAUAGCGACCUGGGUCACGUCCUUGACACCAUCUAGAGUACAUAGUGCAAAGUUCGAUUCAUGGUUCGACCUGGGUCUCGUGGGUUACGUCAGUUUGUGUCGGUGGCACAAUCUAGCGUACAUGUGACAAGUUCGAUGUGUCUUAUAACAGGAUGCUGUGGUGGUGACGUAACUAUGAGGGUCCAGCAGCUAGCUUCAUGUUGUACCUGGUAGAGGGUGUUCGAACUCAAGGAUGAAACACACCUACAGGAUUGCUUAUUGACCUCGUGUGUUACCAUUUACGACGCCAUAACUAAGCCAUCAGCUGUUUAAACAACCUACGUCAAGGCGAGAAAUAACAUGCUGCUUACGUCACAACUGGUGAUUUAACGUUGGGGAGAGAGUGGAUUUGUUCCACACAGGCCUUAUGAGGAUAGGCUAUCCUGUAGUAGUAGUGUGUAUUAUCCUUGGUUGGAACCAACAUAAUUUGAUGGGGAAGGGGCCUCGUUUUUUUUUAUUAAAAACAUACAUUUUUUAAGACAACGAUUUCAAAAAGCGAAUAUUUUCCAUCAAUAAACUGCUUAAUGAUCUAAUCAUUUUGGUGGUACGUCUUGGGAGAAACACUAUGCGUUGUCGUCAAAUUCAACGAGUAUUUCAAAUCCAUAGCUAAAAAUAUGCCACAAUUGUAUCGAUUACCUAAGUAUAUAAGAUAUUUACUUACUUGGGUAAAAUAAUAAUUGCUGUGCAAUAGUUUUAUAAUGACGAGAAAGAAUACAACACUGUGGGCACCCCUUUUAAUUCGAACUUCGCUUGACAUCUGUUGAUCUACCUUAAUUUGUAUAGUUUAUUGGUUCCAGUAAAGAUUUGCAAAUAUUUUGAGGUCUGUAUCGUAGAAAAUAUUGGGAACUUUCACUUUAUACGAGGACUUAUAAUUUUCUCAGCGUUUUUGAUCCUUUGUUAUAAAAAGACAGGUCUUGUUGAUUGAUUUCAAAUCCAUAUCUAAAAUAUUCAUAAUUGUAUCGAUAUUAGUAAGUAUAUAAGAUAUUCACUUACUUGGUUAAAAUGAUAAUUGUUGUGCAAUAAUUUUAUUGUUGUUGACGAGUCUCAAACAAGACUGAAAGAGCUUAAUUAUUAUAAUAUCCGAUUUAAACUUCGAAGUAAUCACAUACAAAAAACGCUGCCAAAAUAUUGGGAAUUUCACUCUAUAUCAGGCUUCAGGUCUUGUAAUUUUCUCAGUGUUUUUAAUCCUUUGCUAUAAAAAAACAGGUCUUGUUGUUGAUUGAUAUUAGUAUAUAAGAUAUUUACUUACUUGGUUAAAAUGAUAAUUGUUGUGCAAUAAUUUUAUAUUUUUCACUGGUGACGAGUUUGAGCAAACUGAAAGAAGCUUGUUAUUAUAAAAUCCGAUUUAAACUUUGAUAUCACAUACAAAAGCACCGUGAAAUGUAAACGCUUAUUUGGCAGUUUUUUUAUCUGAAUUAUAUCAGGACCGUUCGCAGAAAUCGCCCGAGAAAAACAACAACACAUUUUAAAGAUAUUUUUUUAGUUUAAGGCGUAAUUAUUAAGUUAGAUAUUUGAUAUGUCCAUUUUUAUUUUAAAAAAGGUGACAAAUUCAAUCGAUUUAUCAAAAUUUAAAAGAAUAAAUCUAUUCUUUUAGCAUUAGCAUCGUUGACAUUUUAUGAGCCAAUAACCCUAUGCAAUACAAAAUUUAAGUGGAUACAUUGUUACCUGUAAAAGAUGAGGAUUCAAUUUUUAUUCUUUGUACAAAAAACGCAGCAUCCAGUACCAGUACUUUGAACCUGGAUUUUCAAAGUUUAGUUUCUUGUGCGAUAAGUGUCGGUUUCGAAAAACUGUAAGUACUAUUUUUAAAUAUCUAAGUGAUGUAGGAUAAAUCAUGCCCUGAGACAUAUUUUAAAUUAACACAAACCUCGAUUAUUGAAUUAUUUUUAUUUUCCUUAACACAUAAACAUAUUGUUUGUUUUUUAAAAAUACAGACAACCCUGAGUACCUAUUUUUUAAUUUAAUUCCAAUAGUUUUUUUCGGAGCAACUUGAAUUUACUUUUACACUUACAUUUGCACAAAACUCAAAUUUCUUUUUCUAAAAUUUAGGUAGGUUCUUUAACCAAUUUAAACUGGUUUUAUUUUUUCAUUUAUUUUAAAACAAACCUCCAUAAACAGCGAAUUUUUAAUUUUAUGUACAAAAUCGUUCACCAGGAAGGAGAUAACCUGAAACGUCAUGGGAUUGCUAAUCAUCUUCCAAGAUCUGUAACCAGUGUGGUGGGAUUUUUAAAGCAGAGGGGGCUAUCCAACACCAUCAAAACACCCAGCUCCAAGAGAGCCUCCAAACGAAAGGCUGGAGAUCCCACCGCCCCCAUGAUGAAGCAAGCUAGACUUUUGCUGGUAAGUUGACAUUAAUCGCAUUUUUUAAAUCUAAUUUAAUUAUUUUCAGGACCUUCAAUAUCAGCCACAUGCCGGUGGUGUGAGGAUUGCGACUUGGAGGCACCGAUAAAUCAAUGGGUUGGUCAUCUUCGGUGUCUCUAGCACCGAGCCAACACCUGGUGAAGCAGGAGGAAGACGUUAGUCUUGUCAAAACAUCUUUCAAGAACCGAAUUGAAACAUAGCGGCUUUCAUCAAAGCAGGACCCUAUCAGCGUGAAGCACGUUUUGAAAUUAGCUGUGGCAUACCUAUCCAGUAUUAGGACGGACGGAGGACUGAAUGAUUUUAUGACACAAUUACCAGGAUAGCAGAAAAUGCGUAUGCGAAAAAAAUAAUUUAGAGCAAACAGUUAAAUAGCGCAAGGAUAUGAGAAAACUAACUUCGCACAUUCUUGAGCAACCGACCCACCGAAUUCAGCAAACAUGCGUACACGUACACGAGAAGAAGGGGUUUUAGAACUGUUUUUUCCUUUAACAAAUCACGGUAACUAUGGAAUAACAUAAUAGAGGACUAAAAUAUGACACAACCACUUUCAAGUUGAAACUGGAAGUAGCCUAUAAGGGGCCCAAAUAGCCUCAGUAAAGUGCUAGAAAGAUACCGGUUGCCACUACCACACCCUGCUCAGAAAUAAAUUAGGUCAUUUGGGUUUUCAGGCAUCCUGAACAAAAAGUUCACAGAAUUCCAGGAAAAAGAAAGCGGUGUGUAUCAUUUCAAUUGCAGUGUUAUAUACUAAACAAUGUCUCUUACAGGCUGGACGCUCCAACAACUUUAAGCUCUAAAUAUAAGUAUCAAUAGGAUCAUAACCCUCUAAAAGCCUAUUCAUAUCUGCCAGUACCAGGAUAACCUGUAACGUCAUGGGAGUUGCCGCACAUCUGCAAUCAAUGUGGUGGAAUUUUUAAUUCAUUUCAUCCACAAAUAACAUGGGUUGAGGAAAAAAGUAUGCGGAAAUUUGAGAUCUGUUUCUAUUUAAAUACUCGAUAUCUAUUGAAAAAAAAAAAAAAUAUAUAUUCAAGGGUGACGAUACAGACGUAUUUCAUUUUUAUGAUUAUGAAUAUUGAUACAAUUUAGAUUGUAGUCGCACUCACAGUCCUAUUAACCAUAUUGGCAAUGAUUGUUGAGAAUAAAAAUAGGCUUUAGUAUAAACUAUGUUUUAUUCUCCUGAGAAUGACAGAGAUGAAGCCACCAUUGAUCUCUGUAUACCACCAACUCACAGUCAAAUAGCGCCAGCACACACUUAACAUAAUAUCAUACAACUUUUAUUUAUGUUCCAAAAUUGUAUCAAGAUUAUUUUCAUUUCAAUAAUUUUUGAAAAGAAACUUCUUAAACGGCUUUCUGCUAUUUGGACGACAAUGGAGAGUGAUUUGAAAAACGCGUCACGGGCAAAUUUCGUUACUCGAGAGAGAAGAAAGAUGUAACGUAAAGGAACAGAGAAAGACAGCUAUUGAUUGACACAAACCAAGGAUUAUAAGCGUCGAGAGGAGUGCCCAUUAUUGACAAGCGCCGAUAUUGACACAAACCAACGAUUAUAAGCGAUUCCAAUACAGGAUUCGAAUAGGAUUCAAAAUAGCUAGUAUUCGAAUGCUACCCAAGUCUCCCAAAGUACCAAGUGUUAUCACAGGAGUCUAUUCGAAACAUGCCGCAUUAGUAAUAAUUAUCAAACUUCAAACUUGUAUAACAGGAGACUUUCUCAUUGAAAUGAAGCAUUACGUUGAUAGACUUGAUACUGUUUACAAUGCCCAUUAAGUAUGCAUGCCCCAGAUGUAAGGGUGAAACUGAUAUACCCAAUCGACUUUGUUUGCCUUGCGAAUUUUCACAAUUUGUUGAACAAAAAAGGAUACCAUCCCAUUAUUUUGCAAAACCCGAACAUAGAACCUAAAUUAUGAAGUUGUACUAGUAAAUUUUCUGUUAAAUAA